GUAGGAUUUUAAAGAGAGAGAGGACAAGUAGGAUUUUAAAGAGAGAGAGGAAUAAAAAUGCAUUCAGUGGGUAUACAUUCCGCAAUGGCCAUUAAGCGGCAAAGAAAACGACGAGAUGAACAAAAAAGAGCACGAGAAAGGCGUUAUAGCACGCAAAGUUCCGAGAGUGGCGAAACAUUUCAUUCACCAACGGGAUCCGUGAGACGCAAAUAUCAUCUUCCCCAUCAUGCAAUAAAGCCCGGAACUGGAAUGCUUGACAGCCAGGUAGUUACUAGUAUUGGAAUGUUGCAUAUUGGAAUUGUGUUCGUUGUAUUUGGAGUUUUUCUUUGCGGAGCUGGUAUUAUUCCAGAUGAAACUAUGUCUUGGAAUGUAUUUAGUUCUAGCUCAGCAUGGUGGAAUGAAGUGACCUGUACUGGCUUAUUUUCCUUCGGAUUGGGACUAUUUUUAUUAAUUUUAAAUUGUCUUAUAAGUCGAAAAGAAGAGGAGGACCUUGAAGACUACGUGCAUCGUCAGCUGACUCGAUCUCGUUCCGGACACCGACUUGAGCGCGAUGUAGAAACAGGAGUACUGACCACGCGUCAUGCUCGAAAAGCGGUUGCCUUACAACAAAGUGGGCGGCAGAACUCUCCCACAGAUGUAGCUGUCGUAAAUUGCGGCUCUACAGAAACAAUAUGCAAUGGAACAAUAGUUGGACGAAAUGGAUUAAAAAGCUCUGAUGUCAUUCUUGAAAAAAUUGUGGAGGAGGAGACUAAUUAUUUAAAUGACCGUAGUGCUGGAAUAUCACCGAUUGAAAUAGAAAAUGAUACCAAGCAGCUGUUAGGAAGAGAAUCUAUAAAUGAUGUAAUAAAUAUAACACGAAUAUGAAAUUUUGUAUUUAAAAAGUUAUGUAAAAGUAGUACAUUUAUAUCUUUAAAGCUUUACAAAUAAUAUAUAAUAUAAUCAGAUUAAAUUCAUUUUUAAAUAAUAUUUUAAAACGUCAUACGGAAGUUCCACAGAAAUCGCAGAGCACCCAUUCAGUGUUUCUUGUGUGCAUCAAUAAAAAUUUUAUAAGACUUAGAUCUUAUGCGAUUUUUGUGGCACCACUGAUUAUCUUACCGUAUCGUAAUUCCAUUACAGUGUAAUUAAUAUCUGUAAAUUUACUCUAAUGGUAACGUAAAUAAAAGAAAUUAGGUUAAUAUAAAACCGAAACAUAUUAGUACACUUAGGGCCGCUUUCAAGUCCGUAUGUUAAACUAAAAUAAAGUUGUAAACUCCCAGUUGAAUACAUUUUCUAAGUUUAAAACCUACUUUAAGUUAAACAUGCGGAAAAGAAAACCCGUCCUAAGAUGCCCAAUAUCACAGCAAAUUCAACUGCAGAGCAUAAUUUUAGUUUGUUAAGGUAUCAAGUGAAGAACUGUAUUGAUAAAUCAGAAGUGAAAAAAUUUAUUCAAUCUUAUUAAGAGUUAUAUAAGAAAAUGUAUUUAUUUAAGGUAUCUCAUGUUUGACUGAUCGAAUCCUUUUGGGCUUACAUUUUGUACUUUAAUAUACUUUUAUAUACAUUUUUACCUUCAUACCAAGAAUAAUUCUUAACAUACACGUCUUACUUACUUUUAUUACCAUAUGCUUCUUUUUUAUAUUUUAUUUAAAAAAUCAUCCAAUAAAAGGAAAUAAAAAAUACGUAUAUGUACUAUUAUUAUUUUUAUUAUUACAAAGUGGCAUACAAGAAAAAAAAACUGUUUACAUACAUUUAGUCCAGUAAUGUUCUAUAUUACACUAUUAUACAAUAAAUUUUAGCUCGAUGGCUGCUAGCAAAACGUAUUCGCUUUGAAUCGCCAUAUUAAACUGUGUUCAUUAAAAAGAUCGAUAAUGCAAGAACUCUUGGAAACGGACCUCAAAGUUGAAAAUUAAUUUUUUUUGCCUUUUUAAAUCGGAAUUACAGAGUUUGUUAGUUCGUCAAAACAUUUAAGAAGUUCUACUCUUUAAAAUAAUGUUAGAAUUUUUUAAGGGAUAUUUAACGAUCGCACCUUCAACAUACAAAAGUUCUGAUAUCAACCUUUGUGUCGAAUGUAUAUAUAAUAUAAAAUAUUGAUUAUUAUUUUGAUAUAAAAAAAUCAAACUUUACUUUAUUGAGUUGGAUUAAGAAAUGAUUUUAAUUAAGCUAAAAAAUUAUUCAUUAUGACUAGCGUCGAUCCAUCGCUACCACCGUCUCUGUUGCUGCUGCCGUUUCUGCUAACGUUCUUUAUUAUCAUUGGCUGCUGCUCUUCAUCGCUGUCGCUGUUGACCAAAUUUAGUUAUCAUUGGCCAAUGCAUUUAAGUUAUAUGGGUGUUAAGUGUUCCCUCCUUAAACGCGACUGUCAUCGGUCGCAACGUAGUAGAGUAUAGGUCCGGAAUGUGGAGGAUUUUCUUGCGUUUCUGGAAUGAAAGCCGAUGUACUUUCCGUUGACUUCUGUCUUCGUAGGAGUUCCGUGAUCGAUCCUAUUAUUAGUAGAAGUAGGAUGAUGGCGGAUCCGUAACUAACGGAAGAUUCUAUAGUUGUUUUGCUUCUUAGUUUUCCAAGCGCUUUUGUGUUGUUGAUAUUCCCUUCAGUUCUGCAGUAGGGACGCGGUGACAUGGCUCAAGGCAAAAAGCUUUUUUUU
Molecule: messenger RNA, 2614 nt
Organism: Drosophila suzukii
Lineage: Eukaryota; Metazoa; Arthropoda; Insecta; Diptera; Drosophilidae
Source: RefSeq, a predicted model, not a curated record